UUUGAAAAUUUCUGUGACAUUCCGACACUUAUGGCCACAGUACGUCACGCCUAGACACGCUUUGUCACUUAAUAUAUUUAAUAUGUAUAAUUGAAGAUAAUGGAGUGAACAGUGAUGAUUCGAGUGAUAUGUCGGAUAGCGAUGGUCUGUGAGGAGUGGAACAAUUGGAAGAGGACCGAAGAGUUGCGAAGAAGAUGAAAUCAUCUAAUACUCUCCGCAGUGUUGAUUUUCUAGUGAUGUGUAGCGUUGUGAAAUCGACAUUCCUGUGUUACAUGCCGUGGUGAUAUUUUAUUUGGAAUGUACUGUACGCUGCCUGCUGCCAUCCCUUCCAGCAACCUUCUGGAGAUUGCAUCAGACAGCACCAGGUGGCAACACUGCUGAUAAUCAUGGAAAUAUAGAAGGGCCGGACAACAUGACGUAAUAACUGCUGCCAUCUGCUGGCCGCAUGACGUACCUACCAUGACGGCAAACCCGUCGGUGUAUCAAGCGGGGUGCGUGAGGGGUCGCCCUUUGUCAACAAUAGAGCUCCUCGCCCCGGACAAAACAGACGCAGAGGCUGAAGAUGGAAGGCGAACCAAUGAAGACCUUGUCGGGAUUUUCACCCUCUGCGAGAACGCCGCCGGAAUUGAGAACGGGGCGUUCGAACUGGGAUCGACGCUCACAGUCGACAACAGCCAGUCGAGAGCCUCGUACCGCGAGUUCACACUUCCCGGCGAAAAUAAGGGCUUUGAAAUCGUCGGUGGCCGAGAAAUUAUCGCGGAGCAAGGCGACGACAAUCACGAACACCGACAAUCCGGAAGUGUCGCGACAGAAAUUCAACAAUCAGAGGACGUGCAAAGCCAGUCGACGCUUUCCACGGAAAACUGCAAUGUCAAAACAAGUGAAGAUCUGCGCGCCAACAUUGAUAUGAACACCGGAGCGACAAUCAAAGGCCACGAGGCACUGAAAAGCGGCAGAGGGUCCCCUGUGAGGUCGAGUUGGCUGCUUGACGGCAACGUCAGAAGGAGGGACGACACCGUCUGGAGGCGGCGGAAGACGGAUCCCUCCGGGGAGUUAUGUGCCAACUACUCUUACCACCGCGACUACCAAGAAGCGCUGUCGUCGCUUCUCUGGGAACCAUAUGAAUGCAGGCAGCCAGAAAUGUCUCCCCACCAAUCAGCGUUUGGGGUCGGAAGUGCAGUCGACGACGCCGACGUUUCGGUGUGGUUGUACCCCCCACAGUCGUCGCCAUCGUCGUCGCCCUCGUCCUCCGUGUCCUCAGGUUCUUCGUCGGCGGUCAUCGGGACAGUGACUAUUGUUGGCGACGGACGCCUGUGGAGCAAGGCCGCCAGGGACCCGUCAAGCUCCUCCCUGAGGGCUCUGAUUCUAUCGAACAGCAGUAGCAAGGACGACGAAUUGGCAACACCGCUGCCGACCGGUAACAAUGGUUUCAAUAGAAGCGAAGUGCGGUCAGAACCGGUAGAUGGCAGCUCCAGCUGCGGCAGCGAUAAAGUUGGCAACGUCACUGACGACCCAAAUCAACAAGAAGAAGUAGAGGAAUCGCGAAGAAGACGCAGUUCUUGCGAGGAUGCGGUUGGUGACCUCAAUACGCGGUGGGCUGUAACAGCUCCGCCAGAGGCGCUGGUGUCGUCGUCGGCGGAGGACCGCUGUGAGUUGUGUUGGCAGGAGUGCAGCCAGUGUGAGGCGAGGCAGGCCAGAAUGCUGGUCAGUGUCGAGGGCUCGGAUGCCAGUGCUGUUGUUAGUGUUAGUGCUAGUGGUGCAGUGACAACGACCAGCAGCAGUGUUAGUGUCGUCAGUUGUUACCGUGCAGUGCCAGCUGUAGUGUCGGCCGUGCCCACGAUCUCGUGUCUCAACGUGUCACAUGUCAACGUCGAGGCGGGUGUCAGUGCUGCCAGGGGCAGGACUUUCGCGUCCACCGAGGCUCAGACCGACGACGUUGUGGUCGAGCCUGUGACUCCGCCCUCGAGGGCCAACAACAAUCGGGAACAGAGACGCCGUGAGCGACGGGAGAGGCGCCACCAGCGACGCGCCAACAACUCCAACCCCCCGCAGCAGCACGAACCCCUCUGGCAGACACUGGUCGUGGAACAGCCCCCCGUGGGCAGCGCCGGGGAGAGGUUGCCGGACAUACUGAACUCGCACCUCCCGCCACCCUAUUCCACUUUGCCUCUUGGACUUCCGCCCCCGAGCCAUGUGGUUCAUCCUCAUCUUCAUCACCCGCCUCCACCGCCACCUCCAGUGCCGCCUCCCUUACCUGUUCCAGUGCCACCUCCGAUGGCUGUGCCUGUCACGACUGCCGCCCCCGGAUCUCCACAUCACCACCACCAUGGAGGGAUGAGGUUUCCCUUCCAGAUCACCGCCGGCGGCAGAAGAAGAUCACCGCGCGGGCAACACUACACACCCGAGGAGGAGCCCAAGUCCUGCUGUGGCGUGGUGGUGACGCGGACGAUCUCCAUCCGCUGGUUCAUCAUCCUCAUUGCAGUCGUCGGGAUCAUCUGUGCUGUGGUUGGCACCGUUCUAGGGGCCAUGAAGGCAAGCGGGCGCGAACAUCUGACAGUCUCCCUCCUCAUGAUAG
Molecule: messenger RNA, 2575 nt
Organism: Zootermopsis nevadensis
Lineage: Eukaryota; Metazoa; Arthropoda; Insecta; Blattodea; Termopsidae
Source: RefSeq, a predicted model, not a curated record